AUGGAUCUAGCAGAAAAAUCCUUGACCCUGCGUAGGGUAAUGGAUACGGCGAAGCAAGUUACUAAAUCUGGAAGCUUGAAUGAGUUUUCAAUGGUCUUGCUUAAUAACACCCUUUCGUUACCCCUGGGCAUUGUGCUUGUUUUGGUCUUCAACGAGAUGGAAUAUCUCUCUAGAACACCACUUCUAAGAAUUCCCACUUUCUGGUUGGUGAUCACAAUGAGUGGGUUUUUGGGUCUAGCAAUCAGCUUCACUUCUAUGUGGUUUCUUCAUCAAACAGGAGCCACUACAUACAGCCUUGUUGGUUCACUUAACAAGAUUCCACUCUCAAUUGCUGGCAUCCUUCUUUUCAAUGUCCCUACCAGUUUGGAGAACUCUGUCAGCAUAUUCUUCGGUCUUCUAGCUGGAGUAUUUUUUGCUAGAGCAAAAAUGCAGGAGAGAUCUCAACCUUAA
Molecule: messenger RNA, 450 nt
Organism: Ilex paraguariensis (yerba mate)
Lineage: Eukaryota; Viridiplantae; Streptophyta; Magnoliopsida; Aquifoliales; Aquifoliaceae
Source: the annotation of a GenBank genome assembly